AGAAGAACAUGUUCUUAAAACCACAAGAAAGAAGAGACAACCAGCCGGGGCCCCUGCACAAGAAAAAGCCUCCUGCGCUUCCUAAUGGCUUGAGCUUGGACUCCUGCAAGAACAAUUACCACCACCACCAAUCAUCAGACCAGGAGAACAACCCCCACCUGGCACAUGCACAAGGGAAGAAGAACAAGAAGAAACAUCUGAACAAGAAGCACUCAGUGCUGAAACCUGGUCAGAAGAACUGCAAGGCCAGUGACAGCGAGAGCGUGAGCGGCGAGUCGAAGCCCUCCGUCAGGAACAGUUCCAGGGACAGGCUGACAGAUGUGAGUACGCCAACCCCUUAAACAAC
Molecule: messenger RNA, 346 nt
Organism: Nematolebias whitei (Rio pearlfish)
Lineage: Eukaryota; Metazoa; Chordata; Actinopteri; Cyprinodontiformes; Rivulidae
Product: autism susceptibility gene 2 protein-like
Exons: 2
Coding region: 9-341 (110 amino acids)
Source: RefSeq, a predicted model, not a curated record